AUGUUACUUUGUUUUGGGAAACCAAUGAUCGAUGUUAUUGUUAGUGUUGACGAAAAUGUCUUGAAUAAAUAUGGAUUUCGUGCGAAUGAAGCGAGAAAAGCUACAGAAAAAGAAAGAGGGAUAUUCGCAUAUAUUUUGGAGCUAAAUCCUAGGUUUAUUCCUGGCGGAAGUGUUACAAACACUGCUAGAAUAUUUCAGUGGGGCGAGAAUAUUAAUUUUUAUUUUUUCGAACGAGAUACAGAAACAGUACAGUGUGCAGUUUUGCUUUCUGAUAAUGGUAGAAAUCGUUCUCUAAUCACAAAUUCCUUGUUGAUUAAUUCCGAAAAAAACAACCAAAAGAUUUGUUUAGAUGAUAUUAAAGAAAAUUUUGGGAAAUAUAAUGUUUUUUAUACACCAACAUAUUCCCUGGUAUCUUUUUCGGAAGAAGUUUUUCAAAUCUGCCAUGAUUUUCAAAGAAACAAUAAGAAAAUUGUAAUAAAUUUAGGUGCACCCUAUAUCUUGGAAAAACAUCGGGAAAACUCGAAGUAUUUGUUUGAAACUGCUGAUAUUGUCAUUGGAAAUGAAGAGGAAUACCGGGUCUAUGCAAAAAUAUCUGACAUCUCUGACUAUAAUUUAAUCGAUUUGGAAAAUUUGAUCUCCCAGAUUUUCUCUCUUAAUUCAAAAAAGGCUAGUAAAAUUCUUGUUUUAACAAGAAGUAGCCAUCCUAUUAUAACGUUUGAUGGGAAUAAUUUUCAAUAUUAUGACAUUGAAAAGGUGGAGAAUUUAGUGGAUAGUACUGGCGCUGGAGAUGCGUUUGCUGGUGGAUUUUUGGCAAAAUAUGUUGAAAACCAAUCAGUGAGUGAAUGCAUUCAAUGUGGAAUUCUUUGUGCUAGAGAAAUACUUCAAGUUUAUGGAUGUGACAUAGAUGUUAGUAAAAAUAUUGUUAUUGUAUAAUGUUAUUAUUGUUUUGGUUUCAAUAAAAUAACGUAUAGAUAUUAAAUACAGUAAUGUA
Sitophilus oryzae (rice weevil) is the source of this 991-nucleotide messenger RNA. Its product is annotated as adenosine kinase-like. Gene Ontology annotation, cellular component: cytosol; nucleus. Lineage: Eukaryota; Metazoa; Arthropoda; Insecta; Coleoptera; Curculionidae. The transcript is spliced from 4 exons. Gene Ontology annotation, biological process: purine ribonucleoside salvage. Gene Ontology annotation, molecular function: adenosine kinase activity. The record is from RefSeq and is a predicted model, not a curated record. The coding region runs from base 1 to 933 and encodes 310 amino acids.